Pygocentrus nattereri (red-bellied piranha) is the source of this 5148-nucleotide messenger RNA. It is a transcript of the gene foxo3b, whose product is annotated as forkhead box O3b. Gene Ontology annotation, molecular function: DNA-binding transcription factor activity, RNA polymerase II-specific; RNA polymerase II cis-regulatory region sequence-specific DNA binding. Gene Ontology annotation, cellular component: mitochondrial matrix; nucleus. The record is from RefSeq and is a predicted model, not a curated record. Gene Ontology annotation, biological process: regulation of transcription by RNA polymerase II. The coding region runs from base 667 to 2589 and encodes 640 amino acids. The transcript is spliced from 5 exons. NCBI's taxonomy places the organism in Eukaryota, Metazoa, Chordata, Actinopteri, Characiformes, Serrasalmidae.
AACAUAUCCAAUCCGAACACAUUCGAUAACAAACAAGUUUAACAUAUCCUUCUCUACAGGGAACUUGUGCAAAUUUUAGUGAAUAAUUUAUGUUCUGUUUAUUUGCAAAUUAGUGAAAUGUGGUGAAUAAUACAGAAAGCUACGAGUGCUAUAUAUUCAUUAAAUAUGUGUGCUAUUGGAAAAUAAAGUGGAAGGUACAUAGCACCCUCUAGUGGUGGACUUUGGGUAUCCAUUAGAAAAAGCUUGGUAAGGAAAUUGCUGUUUCCCAGUAGGCACAUGUAAAACUUAAUAAUAUUUAAUGCAGUAUUUUUGUAUGUUUUAAGUCUAAAAUCCAGAUAUUCAACCAAAUUAAUUUUUUUUAACUUUCUGUGACCCUCAGCUUGCUGUUCAUCUGGCUCGCCAAUAGCCCUGUUCAAUUCAGUUGCAUUACAUCAGUGCUCGGACUGAUCUCGAGUGCGACACGGAGCGGAGUGAGCUCUGAAGUGGGGAGGAUCUGAACGGCUGCGGGUGAAUGGACUGUUGAGGUAAAAGUGGCUUUGGUGUCUUCAUCGUUACUGACUGCGGACGAGCAUUCAUGGAAUUGGACUGCGACCGCGCGCAUCUACCUGUGUGAGUUAAAAAGACCCUCGUGAAUCUCUCUAUCUAUACAGACUCCGGAGCUCCUCGAUGGCGGACGCGGCUUCUCCGGAGCCCACUCUGGAUGUGGCCAUCGACCCGGACUUCGAGCCCCAAAAGCGUCCGAGGUCGUGCACGUGGCCGCUGCCCGAAUCCGUCUCAGUCAAGCCCGUAGCUGCCGAUACGGACAUCAUUCCAGAAGAGGAGGAUGAUGAGGAGGACGGAGGCGCGAUGGCCGUCAACGCGAGCAUCAGCGAUGGCGCGAGCAGCCCCGGUGCACCACCGGAGGCGAGCGCGAACGGAGGUCCGGCAACGCUGGGGGUACAGCAGCAGCAGCAAGCGGGGCAGCAGGGGCAACAGACGACCCCGCGCAAGUCGUCGUCUCGCCGGAACGCGUGGGGCAACCUGUCGUACGCGGACCUGAUCACCAAAGCCAUCGAAAGCACGCCGGACAAGAGGCUGACUCUGUCCCAGAUCUACGACUGGAUGGUCAGGAGCGUGCCCUAUUUCAAAGACAAAGGGGACAGCAACAGCUCUGCUGGCUGGAAGAAUUCCAUCCGGCACAACUUGUCCCUGCAUAGCCGCUUUGUCCGUGUUCAGAACGAAGGGACUGGAAAGAGCUCCUGGUGGAUGAUAAAUCCUGAAGGUGGGCGAGGCAAGGCACCACGUCGUCGUGCUGUUUCCAUGGACAAUGGAAACAAGUACACCAAGAGCGCCCGAGGGCGUGCAGCUAAAAAGAAAGCAGCAUUACAGGCUACCCAGGAGGGCUCACUAGAGAAUGUGUCCACAGGAGGGUUGUCCAAGUGGCCAGGAAGUCCAACGUCACGCAGCAGUGAUGAACUAGAUUCUUGUUGGACUGACUUUCGUUCACGAACUAACUCCAAUGCUAGCACAAUAAGUGGCCGUCUGUCACCCAUCCUGGCCAACCCAGAGUUAGAUGAAGUUCCAGAUGAUGAGGUUCCACCUCUUUCCCCAAUGCUCUACUCCAGUCCUAGUAGCCUCUCUCCUCCCUCUUCAUCCUCCUCAAACUCCAAACCAUGCCCAGCUGAGCUUCCAAGACUAGGCACCAUGAAUCUUAACGAUGGUCUUACUGAUAACCUCAUGGAUGAUCUGUUGGACAACAUAACUCUUGCUCAAUCAACACAGGCUGUUCAAGGGGGUUCUGCUUUCAGUUUUGGAAGCAGUAAUUCAUCCCCAAGCUCCUCUUCUUCCUCACCAAGUGGAGGGAGUAACGGUGGAGGAUUUGGUAAUUCCAUUUUUGGGCCCUCCAGCACAGGACUACGCCAGACACCCAUGCAGACCAUCCAGGAAAACAAGCAGGCAUCAUUCUCAAGCAUUUCUCACUUUGGGAAUGCUACACUUCAGGAGCUGCUGAACUCAGACUCACUAGGCUCCCACAGCCACAGUGAUGUCAUGAUGACACAGUCUGACCCACUCAUAUCACAAACCAGCGCAGCUGUCACUUCUCAGAGCUCCCGCCUCCGCAAUGGCCUCAUGCUACCCAACGAUCCCAUGAUGUCAUCAUUUAGCUCUGGACUCAAAGGUCAGAACAGCCUUCUCCAGAACAACCGACACCAUCAGCGUUCCAGCACCCAGGGCUUGUUGCACUCACUCCCCAAAAACAGCCUUCCAAGCCUGGCCAAUGAUGCUAAUAACAUAGCCUCUGCCAAGCAGCAUCUUCAGCAGCAAUCCAUGUUGCUGAGUGAGACUUCUCUUUACUCUGGGCUGAAUGGAGGCAGUGGAAUGGGGAUUGGUCUCUCUUCAGGAACAGAUCGCUUUCCCUCAGACUUGGACUUAGAUAUUUUCAACGGGAGUCUCGACUGUGAUGUGGAUUCCAUAAUUCGCUCAGACCUGAUGGAUUCUGAUGGACUGGAUUUUAACUUUGAUGCUUUGGUGCAAAAUGCAGUCAACCUCAACCCUGUUGGCAACUUCAAUGGGACAAAGCAGUCCAGUCAAACCUGGGUGCCUGGCUGAGAGUUGUCACAAUGGCCCAGAACUGCCGUGCAAAAAAUACACGAACAAAAUUCCAUCCAACACAGACUCUCGCCCUCCAUUGCCAAGCCUGCCAUCAGCAUAAACAAGCACUGGAUCAUAUGCCUGUUUACAGACUACAACUCUGGAGAAUCUUACCUUCAGUCCAGCAAACACACUAUCAUGAAAGAAUGACUGACUGCAAAGACCCACAUAGAAGUACUAGCCAGCUUACAGAUCCCCUACAGGCAAAGAAGAAAACUUCAAUCAGUGGUGAAAUUGUUUUACCACAAUAUGCAGGUCUAAGGAAAACCAUCUGUAUCAAAACCUUGUCUAGCUACAAAAUGUGUUUUGGAUGAAUGAAAAGUAAUGAGUCAAGACAGAAUUUCAAAAAAUGAGUUGUAUCUGUCAAAAACUAGUUUCUUGCUCUGUAUUCAAUACUUUCUACCACUUCUUUACUGUUUACGUGUCACAUGCUUGGUCAAUAGUGUCAUUCUCCAAGAUCUCACAAUAUAAUUAUUAAUCAAAAUGGUCAACAAAUAAGAAGACAAAAUCACAUUAAUCUUUAUACUCCAUAACCUUGCAAAUUUCUAAGCUAACACUCAGGUGGAGUAAUAUCUUGAAUUGGUGCACUUCAGGUUCUGCUUACAUUUUGAAUAUUGGUAGCAGCAUAAUCACUCUCCAAUUCGAACUAGUAGCCUAACACCAGUACUGAACAUUAUUGUAGCGCAAUAUAAUAGGACAAAUUACUUUUGUUUGUGUGUACUGUAUGUAACUAAAAAGAAGAAAAUGUCCAUGCUUCUAAAAUGAGAGCUCAGCUGGUGGAAGAAUGCUUUUUAGCCAGCAAAGCAAUGUGGGAUCUUUGGCAUAUAAAUGUAGCCAAAUUAAUGAAUAAAACUUGGAUUGUGAUCAUUUCCAUGCCAUACUGGGUGCUAAAUAAUCAGUGUUGAGCCUUGUUCUUGAUUGAGACCAUGUGUGUUUACAAGGCUUAAAGUACAGAGCAUUAACUGUUAGCAUUAGCAAUUAGCAUAUGGCAGCAUUCAGUGGUGGGUAGGCCUUCCCUCUGGAAGCCAUUUUUACUGAGCAAAAACAAUAAGCUAUCUUUUGUAUAUUUGCCAAAUUACUUGAACAUUUAGGAGAUGCUGGUAGCCAAAAUUAAGAGAAAACAUACAGAGUUGAAUUUAGGGACUUCUUGUCUCUAUAUGCAAACUACAUCACCAUGGCUCAGGGGUGAAAGGGGUCACCAUGACAACAUCAGGGCCCCCCGUUGAAAUCUAACUGCAACCUGGUUGUAUAAUUUGUUUGUAAGAUAAAAACAAAAGUGUUGCAGUAUGUGAACAUUUAUACAUCAUGCAAAAUCAAGGCAAGAGCAUGAAACAACAGGAAAUAAUUUUGUUGGUUUUUUUGUUUGUUUGUUUUUUCUUUUUUUCAGAGAGUGGUUGGGGCCAGGGAUGGUUUUGCCUCUCUGUUGAGAUUUUUUUUGUUUGUUUCAGAAAGGUCACCUAAUAUCAUAAUUGUGUAAAACCAUAAAAUCCCCAAUCUCUUAAUGUUCUAUAUCUUUCUUCCUCAGGAGUUAGCCUCCACUGCGUACAUCCAUGUAUGCAUGUAACUGUGCAUAUGCAUCGUGUGAAACGCAUAUAUAUGUAUACAUCCUGCUUAAAUUCAUGUAAUGUUGUGAUGAUGCAGUACCAGUUAUUUUUUGAAAGUUGAUGUAUUGAUGAGAAUAGUGUGGGCCUACCUAUUUAAGGGGUCUGGACCACUCAUAGGGAGGUCUCUUUCAAUCCCAGAUUGUAAAAUAUUCAGAAACUUCCUUCAUUAGUAGCUUUGAAGCCAGAGUAGCCUCUAAGCAUACAAGCUAGAGGUUGAAUGCUGUAUAAGUGUUGUGGGAAUGGAUAGUGUGUGCAUGGCUGGCAACACAAUCUUACAGUGCCAUCAGGGGUUUACAGCAUGAUCCCGCACCCUAACCCUGCUGUUCAGUUCAUACUCUUUUUACUUUACACAGACACACACCCAGUAAUGAUCUCAUGGAGUAUGGUCAAAUCCACAGAAAAAGCUGAUAUCUCAUAAUGCAAGGAGUAACUGACAUAUUGUUUGGGAAAUCCUUCACAGAGGACAACAGCACACCUAGAAUACCCCGAAACAAUCCAUAUUUUUCAUUGCUUUUAUUGUUGAAACUAGCCUUGCAUGCGUCCCUUCGUCCCCUUUUUCUCCACAGAAAAAAACCUGAUAAUUUAUAGACCACCUCAAUAUUUUAAAUAGAAAUGAAGCACGAGUGCUUGUCUCACUAUUUCAAUGCAGCUUUAAUGUCCUCAUAAAUCAAAGGUGUUAUAUACCCAUGCUGAGAAUCAGCAAUAUGAGUACCACUAUUCUAAUCACCCCCAUCUAUAGCCCUCUUUGUAUGUCUCCCACCCAUUAUCUUGGCCCCUAGACCUCUUGAUCCUGUAGUAACGGCUUCUCUUCUUGAUGUUAGUGGGUAUUUUUUUCUUGUGUACUCCAUUUUGAAUUGUAAUCUAGUUUGUAUAAGAAAUGGUGCGCAUGUAAAUAAAGCUUGAUUGAGCUGUA